AACCAGCUAAUGGAAAUACCCGUUGAUUGCGAUUGCCGUACCAUCCCACUUAUACAGCAUCCACGACUUGUUGCUGAUGGAUCUCACACCAUGUGGCCCGCACCAUUUGGUAAACCUAAAAAGGCAUCAAAGACGUGUAGAAAUGUUACUCCAGCUAAAAUAGACAAAUGUAGUCGCUAUAUCUUUCCGUUGUUGUUUUCUGGAUUUAACCUUCUGUACUGGACGAUAAUGACGGUUCUGAGCUCGAUGUCAGAACUCAAGAACGAUGACUGGGAACCGAUUAUCAUCCCGGACUGA
Molecule: messenger RNA, 297 nt
Organism: Cylicostephanus goldi
Lineage: Eukaryota; Metazoa; Nematoda; Chromadorea; Rhabditida; Strongylidae
Source: the annotation of a GenBank genome assembly